Messenger RNA from Alexandromys fortis (reed vole), 463 nucleotides. RefSeq names its product colipase (gene Clps). Gene Ontology annotation, biological process: positive regulation of catalytic activity; digestion; response to food. Gene Ontology annotation, molecular function: lipase binding; enzyme activator activity. The transcript has 3 exons. Gene Ontology annotation, cellular component: extracellular region. The coding region runs from base 39 to 380 and encodes 113 amino acids. The record is from RefSeq and is a predicted model, not a curated record. NCBI's taxonomy places the organism in Eukaryota, Metazoa, Chordata, Mammalia, Rodentia, Cricetidae.
ACUGCCGGCUGCCACCUGCACCAGCUGUACCAGACACCAUGGAGAGGGCCCUUGUCCUUCUGCUUGUGACCCUUGUUGCGGUGGCCUAUGCAGCUCCUGGGCCCCGGGGACUUUUUCUUAACCUGGAUGACGGCGAGAUCUGCGUUAACAGCAUGCAGUGCAGCAGCAAAUGCUGCCAGCACGACACCAUCCUGGGCAUCGCCCGCUGCACCCACAAGGCCAUCGAGAACAGCGAGUGCUCCCCACAGAGCGUCUAUGGGGUUUACUACAGGUGUCCCUGUGAGCGGGGCCUGAGCUGUGAGGGGGACAAGACCAUCCUUGGCGCCAUCACCAACACCAACUAUGGCAUCUGCCUUGAUGUCGGGCGCUCCAAGCAGUGAGCUUAUGCAAUAAGCUGGACCAGGCACCGCUCUCUCCCCUCCUCUUCCCGCUGUCCCGUCUGAGCCAGCUAUUGGCAAUUAAA